GAUGAUUCCCUGCCCUUCCCCUCCCCCUGCGCUGCAGAGCCUCCUGAUGCUGCCGUACUCCUGCCAUGUGCUGCCGCCGUCGCUGCUGAGGCUCGUAGCUUAGCCGAGCGUGUCUCCGGCUGCAAACUCCGCCAAACAAACCUGCAUCCUCCUCCAGGGAAGGAUACCCAGAAGCGAUGAAAUUUCCAAUCGAGACUCCAAGAAAACAGGUGAACUGGGAUCCUCAAGUGGCUGUUCCCUCACCAGUGCCAGCUUGUGAACCUGAGCCCAAAACUAACGGGCAUAACCCAGCUCCACGACUCUCCAUUUCAUCCCGAGCCGCUGUUGUUGCUACCAUGGAAGCCCCUUCUCAAGGCCUGCAGACAGUCAUGAAGUGGAAAACAGUGGUGGCUGUCUUUGUCGUUGUCGUAGUUUACCUGGUGACAGGAGGACUUGUCUUCCGUGCCCUGGAGCAGCCAUUUGAAAGCAGGCAGAAGAACACGAUCGCGCUAGAGAAGGCUGACUUUCUUCGGGAGCAUGUUUGUGUAACUCAGCUAGAGCUGGAGACAUUGAUUCAGCAUGCUAUUGAUGCUGAUAAUGCAGGAGUCAGUCCCAUAGGAAAUUCCUCUAAAAACAGCAGUCAUUGGGACCUUGGAAGUGCCUUUUUCUUUGCUGGAACAGUCAUCACAACUAUAGGGUAUGGGAACAUGGCCCCAAGCACUGUUGGAGGCAAAGUUUUCUGCAUCUUGUAUGCCAUCUUUGGGAUUCCACUCUUUGGCUUCUUGCUGGCUGGGAUUGGAGACCAACUUGGAACCAUCUUUGGGAAGGGUAUUGCAAGGGUGGAAAAAGUUUUCAGAAAAAAGCAAGUGAGUCAAACAAAGAUCCGGGUGAUCUCUACCAUUGUCUUCAUCCUGGCAGGCUGCGUUGUCUUUGUGACCAUUCCUGCAGUUAUCUUCAAACACAUCGAGGGAUGGACAGCCUUGGAGUCCACCUACUUUGUGGUUGUCACUCUGACUACUGUUGGCUUCGGUGACUUUGUAGCAGGAGGAAAUUCUAACAUCCAUUACCGGGAGUGGUAUAAACCCUUAGUGUGGUUUUGGAUCCUUGUUGGCCUUGCCUAUUUUGCUGCUGUCCUGAGUAUGAUUGGAGACUGGCUAAGAGUCCUGUCCAAGAAGACAAAAGAAGAGGUUGGAGAAAUAAAAGCCCACGCAGCGGAGUGGAAAGCAAACAUGACGGCUGAGUUCAGAGAGACACGGAGGCGGCUGAGUGUGGAGAUCCAUGACAAACUUCAGCGGGCAGCCACCAUCCGGAGCAUGGAGCGCAGGCGCCUGGGCCUGGACCAGCGAGCCCACUCUUUAGACAUGCUCUCUCCAGAGAAGCGCUCUGUCUUUACUGCCUUGGAAGCAGGGCGCUUCAAAGCCUCAUCUCAGGAAAGCAUCAAUAACAGACCUAACAACCUGCGCCUUAAAGGGUCAGAUCAGCUCAACAAGCACGGGCAGGGAGCAUCUGAGGACAACAUCAUUAACAAGUUUGGAUCAUCUGCUAAAAUGAGCAAAAGGAAAAAUAAAGACCUCAAAAAGACUAUCCCUGAGGAUGUGCAUAAAAUUUAUGAGACCUUCCGAAACUACUCCUUGGAUGAAGAAAAAAAGGAAGAGGAGACAGAGAAGAUGUGUAAUUCUGAGAACUCUUCUAGCACUGCAGUCCUGACCAACUGCAUCCAGCAGCACUCAGACCUGGAGAAUGGAGUGAUCCCCAAUGAAACCAAAGAAAGGGAACACGAAAACAAAGUGUUACUUGAAGACAGAAAUUAAAUGUAAAAGAUGCUUGACUUAACAAUGUUAGUGGUUUUAUAUACAUAUAUAUAUUGAGACACGUGCCUUAUACAAACUCCUUGUUCAGUCUGAAUUAUAUAGCAUCAAAGAAUAUUUCACUGUGCCAUAAAGACUCAAGCUUGCUCUGCCAAAACAAAUCAGGAACACAGCACUGCAGAAUGGCAACAGAAAGCUACGCACAUGGAAAUUUCAGCCUGUAUAAAAUUACCAGGGUAAGACACAAAUGAAGGGAUAGAACCAUGGUAGUAUCACCAGAGUGCUUCUGCCAUGGUCUACUAUUAGACAAAGGGCAGCUACGUAAGAAGAGCCUUUCAAAGGGAUGAAAAAGUGUAUCUUUCUAAUGGAGUAUGCAUCCAUAAAACCUUCCCCUGGUGAUUGAAAAGAGGAGAAAUGAUCGGAGUGAACUAGAAACUCUCAGUAAGGCUUAGUUUACAUUUUGGCACGUGAUCCAAGCUAGAUUUCUAGAUUAACUUUUUUUUUUCCAUUUUUGAAACAGAUGCAUUAUCUUUCUAACCUCCAAAAGAAUGUCCAUGGACACAGCACCAGCUUGGUGCUGGUUUGAAAAAACAACACAGACACAUUUAAGGGUCGGAUUGCUCUUUUCAUUAACAACAAACAAACAAAAAACCCCAAAUAACUCUGCGGGUAUUUCUCAUAACCACUGACAAAAAAAAAAAAACAAAACAGGAAAGGAAACAAAUGGAUUUUUUUUUUCUCAUGUAAGAAAUACUCAAUGUAAUGUCACAGCAGGAAAUUUCAUAUGAAGAAAGUGCAACAUCUUGUGCUACGUUGCUUAAAAGAAGAGAAACAUUAAUGAUAUUUGGCUAGGUGUAAAAAACAGUGGUUCUUUUUUAAAAGAAUUUCUCAUUCAUACUUUCUACCACUGAAAAAAAAAAUAUUCAAUUUUAAUGCUGUAAGACUAUGAAGGCAGAAGGAAAGCUCUAGCUUUUGCAUGUCAGCAAACUGCUGUUCUCUGUAGCUGAUUCUGAAUUUUUAAAAAUAGACAUCAAGCAUAUACGUUAUCCACAUGAGGGCCAGGGCAACUACAGAAUCUCAGGGCUCUCUGCCCCUUUUGCUGGGUUUGGAUUUAGACAUAAGCUGAGUCACAAUCUCAGAAAAGAAAAAAGGGAAAAAGAAAAAAGAAAUUUAGGAAAAGAAGUUGAGAAAAAUACGGUGGUAAUCUUUUAAGUGCUCAUAGCUUUAAGUGCCAUUAAUGCUGUCAUAUUUUGUAACUUUUUAAACAAGUAUUUUGAAUUGUUUUAUUUCCUUUCAGGUACUACCUUUGUUUGACAUUUACUAUCUCUUUUCUUGAUAAAAUCUAAACAUGCGCUCCCUGCAUUUCUAGACUAAAGUGAAAUGUAACCAAACUGUGGGAAUUUAAAAAAAAUCCUGGACUGAUGGAUAUAAGAAAUGCAAAUGUCCCUAGACUUCACAGUGAAUACUCAAAGAAAAGGCUGCAAAGUAAUUAAUGGGAAUUGCAAAACUCACCUCAGUAGCCUCAGCCUGUCGGCUACUAUGUUUACCAUUGCAGAUAGAAGACUUUGCAUGCUGGAGAUGAGAUACACGUUUGUACCAAUGAUGCUCUCCCUGCGCCUUCACAAAAUCCUAACUAUUCCUGCAAUUCAAAUUGUAGGCUUAAAAAUAAAGUAAACAUGGAUGCAGAUGUCAGAGACAAACCAAUCCUUACAAGCUAGUCAAACAUACAGGCACUUUAGGUUAUACAGACACAGACUUUUGGAAUCGCCUGCCCAUGUCUAUGUACACAAAAAUGCAUGCUUCAUUUUCUGUGGUAGUGUCUGAGAUUUUGUGCACAAUGAGCCAACUCAAAAUCUAACUAGUCACCAGAAUACGUGUUUGCCAUGGCUAUGAAGAGAAGCAUGGCCGCCAUGCAAAUGCAAAUUUUGAGUAUACAUACUUGCAAAUCUAAUUGACUUUUAACUAUUCAUAGAAGUGAGCCAAAUUCUACUAGUGCAGUGGGAGAAAGAAGUUCUUAGUAUGUUCUGUCUGCUGGUUCACUUCCCUUGAAAUAUCAUCUUUCUAAUUUCAUUAUCUGUCAAAAAUUAAGGAUGAAAAAACAAGGUCUAAAAAAUCUCAGGUCAUUUGGGAUUGAUUUAACUCAAUAAAAUCCAACAGAAAUUGAAUUCUGCUUAGUUCACCAAUGAAUCUCUUAAGGUGAGGUGCUGUACUCUGGCUUUAGUUUACUUGAGGCAGGGCAGUAAGCCCAGUCCCAGGGAAAGUUUCAUCUGACUUGAGAGCUGCUGUGGGUCCUGGAAAUUUUUGUGCCAUGCAGCCCUGCGGCUUCACAAUGAUGCAGAUGGCAGCUUGUGACCAUUCUCAGAUCCUACCUCCAGAUUCUGUCCUCCUCAAGCCACAGGCAGACACUAGCAGGUCUGUUCAAGAACUGGAGUCCUUUAGCCCUCCUGUUGUUCCUGGUUUUGGGUAGGCCUGGGAUGAAGUUCAGCCUAGUGCCCUGUAAGUAAAUCUGAAGUCCCUCCCAGAAAUACAGUGAAUCAUCUUGUGCUAACUCUAUAGUACCAGGAUGGUUGAAGUAUACUUGGA
Messenger RNA from Pezoporus flaviventris, 4370 nucleotides. RefSeq names its product potassium two pore domain channel subfamily K member 10 (gene KCNK10). Gene Ontology annotation, biological process: potassium ion transmembrane transport; stabilization of membrane potential. Gene Ontology annotation, cellular component: membrane. Bases 177 to 1790 code for a protein of 537 amino acids. The record is from RefSeq and is a predicted model, not a curated record. Gene Ontology annotation, molecular function: potassium ion leak channel activity. The transcript has 8 exons. Lineage: Eukaryota; Metazoa; Chordata; Aves; Psittaciformes; Psittacidae.